AUGCGGAAAUCAUCCAACCCUAAACGUAGAAGGCAUCAAGCUGUUGAAAGUGCUAGUGCAGUUUUGAUGAAACAUCUUUUGGAAGAAGAAAAAAAUGAAAAAGAAAAAGAUGAUAUUGAUCUUUUCUUUGACACCAUGAAAGCUAGGGUAAAAAAAUUUAAUGCCGGAAAUGAACUUUUGACUAAACAAAGAGUUUUUGGUGUAAUCAGUGAACUGGAGGAGUUUAAUUUGAAUCAAUUGGCACACUCUUCGUCUGUUACAAACGUUCACCAACAUGCUAAGCCAACCUAUUUACAGCCAACUAAUAACAGCCAACUUAAUAACCAAGAUGUUCACAAUGCGUCACCCCAGUAUUCUCCGGCAAGCUCUAAUCAAACUACAGGUUCCUACUUAGAAGCUUUUUUCCCACCAGAAAACUUUGCAUAA
This is a messenger RNA of Diabrotica balteata, 426 nucleotides long. Lineage: Eukaryota; Metazoa; Arthropoda; Insecta; Coleoptera; Chrysomelidae. The record is from the annotation of a GenBank genome assembly.